GUUGGUCAGUUAUCUGGAGCAGCCGUGUCUGAUGACCAUGACCUCAUGUGUGUCGCUCCGCAGGCUCAGCGCUGUCUACGGGAACAGCUACCUGCUGAACUGAAAUCCUGAUGGAGGACAGGCGAGUGGCGGCGGUGCGAUCCGAGGGCGAGGUGAGCACAAACACAGCUUCAUCUUCACACGACCCCGAUGACCAUGAUCUGACUGCGUUCUCGUCCCGAUGAAGGUCUUCCGCUUACUCAACCACCCCGUCAAAAACACCCACGAUGCCAACUCCUGCCAGAUUGUCCUCAACAGGAAGUCAGAUAUCUACGUGUGUUUGCUGUCCUUCACUCGUAAUGUGGCAGCGGAAGGCAAGUACAUUGAUGUGGUCAGCACGAUGGUGGAAACCUGCAACCCGGAGAAGGAGGUCCAGCCCGGCCUGGCCCUGCUGGAGCCCAUCAUGGAGAAGUGAGCAGCAAACAUGACAAAGUUUC
This is a messenger RNA of Sinocyclocheilus anshuiensis, 476 nucleotides long. RefSeq names its product rab GDP dissociation inhibitor beta. NCBI's taxonomy places the organism in Eukaryota, Metazoa, Chordata, Actinopteri, Cypriniformes, Cyprinidae. Gene Ontology annotation, cellular component: cytoplasm. The coding region runs from base 221 to 454 and encodes 77 amino acids. Gene Ontology annotation, biological process: small GTPase-mediated signal transduction; vesicle-mediated transport; protein transport. Gene Ontology annotation, molecular function: Rab GDP-dissociation inhibitor activity. The transcript is spliced from 2 exons. The record is from RefSeq and is a predicted model, not a curated record.